AUGGAGUCCUACCACCACAACCGCCCUCGACAUGUCGCCAUGAGAGACGACCGCAGACCAGGCGAUGAGCGCAGAGACCGAGACCACGCGACCGGAGCAGAGACCGCCUCCGUCGACCAUCACCGUCGCCUGCCCGUCGCGACAAGUACAGAGAGGACUCUCGUGAUCGAUCCCGCGGCAGAGGCGUUGGCGACUUGCGGCGCGACGCUCGAGCCAAGCACCAGCGAGACCGCAGUCGAGGACCGACUCGAGGCGACGGCCCUACAUCACCAUCCUCGAAGCGAGCGAGAAGCCGAAGUCUCGAUAGGGUUGGCGCAGACGGAAAGAAGGUCAGACGGGAUAUCAGCACGCGUCGUGAUCACAAGGAGCCAGCACCUCCUGGAGACGUUGGCCGAAGUUCACGAGGUUCUCCUCACCCGUCCCGGAGAUCACACACUCCCGAUCGCCGCGAAUACCGGUCGAAACCCAAGGAAAGGACUCGUCGAAGUCAUCGAAGCAGAUCUCGCUCACCUGACAGAGACAGGAGGCGAGACCGUCGUGAUUAUUCCCCCACUCACCGCCGCGAGCCGUCGCCUGGCAGAAGACGAGGACGAUCUCCUCUUCCCCAUCGACAAAGGUCACCCAUCAGACAGUCUUCAGCAUCUGUGA
Messenger RNA from Colletotrichum spaethianum, 648 nucleotides. RefSeq lists its product as uncharacterized. The transcript has 2 exons. The record is from RefSeq and is a predicted model, not a curated record. Lineage: Eukaryota; Fungi; Ascomycota; Sordariomycetes; Glomerellales; Glomerellaceae. The coding region runs from base 1 to 648 and encodes 215 amino acids.